CUAGCUAGCUCAAUUAACAAUAUAAUGUCUCCCAAGCACUUGUUAGCGUUCCUCUUUGGGGUGGUAUUUCUCACCACUUCUGGCUUGGCUGAUUACAAGCCACCUGUUGAGAAACCACCUACAUACAAGCCUCCGGUUGAGAAACCUCCUGUUUACAAACCACCUACGUAUAAGCCACCAGUUGAGAAACCUCCUGUUUACAAGCCACCUGUUGAGAAGCCUCCCACCUAUAAGCCUCCAGUUGAGAAACCUCCUGUUUACAAGCCACCUGUUGAGAAGCCUCCCACCUAUAAACCCCCAAUUAAAAAACCACCUGUUCACGAACCACCAAUUGAGAAAUCCUCCACAUACAAGCCAUCACCAGUUGAAAAGCCACCCACCUACAAACCUCCAACUGAGAAACCGCCUACUUAUAAGCCACCAGUUGAGAAGCCUCCUGUUUACAAGCCACCAGUUGAGAAGCCUCCUGUUUACAAGCCACCAGUAGAGAAACCACCAGUUUACAAGCCACCUACGGAAAAACCACCAACCCACCCGUCACCGUCUUAUGGUCAUUAUCCUAAGCACCCUCCGUCAACGACAGAGAACUGAUGAUGAGGAGCCCCGGGCCCUGAUUUGAAGCAUGUUUUGGUAUUAUUAUGAAAAUAAAGGCUGUGACUUCAGUUUGUCACCUAGCUCGUGUUGUAUGAGAAUUUCAACUCUUCUUUUUCUUUUUUUGGUUCUUUAGUAUGCAUGUAUGGGUAUGGCUGCAAACUCUCUUACGGAAUAUCGAUGAUCUAUUAUGAUAACAUGUCUCUUAGCCUA
This is a messenger RNA of Neltuma alba, 804 nucleotides long. RefSeq names its product repetitive proline-rich cell wall protein 2-like. The coding region runs from base 25 to 591 and encodes 188 amino acids. Gene Ontology annotation, molecular function: structural constituent of cell wall. Gene Ontology annotation, cellular component: extracellular region. NCBI's taxonomy places the organism in Eukaryota, Viridiplantae, Streptophyta, Magnoliopsida, Fabales, Fabaceae. The record is from RefSeq and is a predicted model, not a curated record. The transcript has a single exon.